AGAUAUGUAAUCAGCUAGACUGCCCGGGUGUGGCGUAGAUAGGGGCUGAAGUCCCGUUUGUCAAUUGGGUGGCGAUGUAUCCAAUUUCCCUCUCGCCCUAACCAGGCCAUGACGGUUUCAACGUGGACGCCCGUGGCUGCUUGCCUGAUUCUAGCACUCCUCUUCAAACAUGACUUUCAAGAGGCAUCGCGUGUAGACUUCUGGGAUAUAAAAUCAAAAGACGAGAGGGGUCAGAAGUCCUCCAGAGUUGCUCGCUUUGAGCCAGCUCGUGUUGAGUUUCGCUCUCGUUGCAUGUUCUUGUUGGCCCAGUUUACCGCACUAGGAAGCUUAGACAUCACAAGCUUCCAAAGUUUAUUCUAGCUCCAGGGCUGCAGGUGAUCUAACACACCAUUUAUAGCACACUAGCGCGAAUGGGGAAAGUCGCUACGGUCGGUGUGAACCUUCCACAUCCUACCUGGUGCAAAGGAGUGCGGCACGAACCGU
This is a messenger RNA of Cucurbitaria berberidis CBS 394.84, 483 nucleotides long. RefSeq lists its product as uncharacterized. NCBI's taxonomy places the organism in Eukaryota, Fungi, Ascomycota, Dothideomycetes, Pleosporales, Cucurbitariaceae. The coding region runs from base 109 to 360 and encodes 83 amino acids. The transcript has a single exon. The record is from RefSeq and is a predicted model, not a curated record.